Molecule: messenger RNA, 2567 nt
Organism: Ictalurus punctatus (channel catfish)
Lineage: Eukaryota; Metazoa; Chordata; Actinopteri; Siluriformes; Ictaluridae
Gene: tfdp2
Product: transcription factor Dp-2
Exons: 14
Coding region: 296-1546 (416 amino acids)
Biological process (GO): regulation of cell cycle; regulation of transcription by RNA polymerase II
Cellular component (GO): transcription regulator complex; nucleus
Molecular function (GO): RNA polymerase II transcription regulatory region sequence-specific DNA binding; DNA-binding transcription factor activity, RNA polymerase II-specific
Source: RefSeq, a predicted model, not a curated record
AUCUGGCUGCGUUCUUUUCCUUGCUUGAUUUGACACAUCUGUGUUUUGUGCUAUAAGUAGUAUACAUCAACACUGUACCGACACACGGCCUAUGUAAUCUCUCUCUCUGUCACACACACACAUACACUCAUGCAUACAGACCUGUUUAUACACGUGUGCAUUAUAGACACGCUUUCUCUUCUGACACUCUUUUCUCGUUCCUCAGUAUUAUUGCUAGAGUUAUGAUCAGAGGCUGGACAUUUUGGAGAGCUGGAAAACUGGUGACUAGUUGAAGGAGCUCAUUGCUAUCUCCUAUAUGAUGGCCAACGCAGUUGGCACUGCAACUCUGUGUGGUGAUUUAAAGGCUUUUCUGAGUAACCAAAACCUACCAAAAGGUAACAUUUCUCUUGUAGCACCAUCCAACUAUAGCUCUGUCACCAAGAUCACUUUAGGAGCAGUGAACUCUAAUGUCGGCGCACCGAUGAUCUUAAGCACUCCUCAGAGGGUGACUCACCCAGGAAGUAUCCUCAUCGGCAGCCCCUUCACGCCACACACUACACCUGCUGCCAUGGUUACACAACCAUGUCCUCCAGAAGGCAACGAAUGGACACCAGGGAACAAGAAACGGACACAUGACUUUAUAGACUCCUAUUACUCUGACAGGGAUGGACUGUGCUCCACUGACUCCUCAUCAAGUAAGAGGAUGAAGAAAGUUGAUAAGAAAGGAAAGGGGCUCAGGCACUUCUCCAUGAAGGUGUGUGAGAAGGUGCAGAUGAAAGGCACUACGUCCUAUAAUGAGGUGGCUGAUGAACUGGUGGCAGAGUUCACCCACGCCAGCAACCUAGCAGCUACAGAUUGUCAGGCGUACGAUCAGAAAAACAUCCGCAGGCGUGUAUAUGAUGCACUGAAUGUGUUGAUGGCCAUGAACAUAAUCUCAAAAGAGAAGAAGGAGAUUCGCUGGAUUGGUCUUCCCACUAACUCGGCACAGGAAUGUCGCAACCUGGAGAUGGAGAAGCAGAAGCGGCUGGAAAGAAUCCAGCAGAAAAGAAGCCAGCUAGAGGAGCUUAUAUUACAGCAGAUAGCCUUUAAGAACCUGGUGAAGAGGAAUCAGGCCAACGAAGCGGCUUCAAAAUCCCGACCUCCACCCGGCUCUGUCAUUCAGCUGCCAUUUAUCAUUCUCAAUACAGACGUGCGCACAGUCAUCGACUGCUCCAUCUCCAGUGACAAAUGUGAAUACCUCUUUAACUUUGACAACAUGUUUGAGAUCCAUGAUGACAUUGAGAUCCUAAAGCGUAUGGGUAUGUCUCUGGGGCUGGAGAAUGGCUCAUGCACCACAGAGAACCUCAGUGUGGCCAAGUCUCUUGUGCCCAAAUCAUUAGAGAGUUAUGUCACAGGUAUGGCCAAGAAAUCCAACAGAACCACUCCCAAUUAUACAAGCAGCACUGCUCCUUCAUACAACUCCGAAUCUCGGGGUCAGACACCCAGCUCUUUCAAUGAGGAGGAGGAUGACGACGACGAUGAAGAUGACGACGAUGAUGACGAGGAUGAGCCCUCUUCCCCAGAAUGAUCUCGGAAAACAGUGUGCUGACGCCUUAUGCUUCUCUGAGACUCGGCCUCUGUCCCGCCGUUUGACUUUCUGCCGAAUCCACAGGUGGACUGAGACACUGGGAAUAAGCUUCCACUUGCUCGUGAUGUGAUAUUCCAAACACUCCAUCUGUUUAACCCUCUAGAUAUUGAUCUCUAUUUUUAUCGAUCUUGUGCAUCCACACGUGCACACACACACAGGUUUUGUAUCUCGAGGAGGAUUGAUCAGUAGUGUGCUAAUGGUGCUUUUCCUCCUAGCAAACCUCAGGUCAGGCAUGAGGAGGGAGUAAGUUCUGGCAGGAAUUUCACAUCGACAGCUUUCAAUUGGUCUUCAUACUGCCUCAAAACCUCACUCAGUAAAGUCUCAUUGUAUUUAUUACUGUCCUAUUAUAAGAUGAACUCAUUUAUCAUUGUAAUUCCUUGUUUAGACAACAGCUAAUGCUUUAUUGUUUGGUUUUUUUGGUUGCAUCUCCCCCACAUGCACUGUUAAGAAGUCGAUAGUUUAACUGUUUCCAUGUUCACAGUUUGGAAGGAAUUUGUGUGCUUUUCAGAUAAGGGAAAAAAAGACUUGUUUGUUUUUCUAAGAUUCUUCACAAUUUUGUUGUGCAUUACCUAGUUACUUCAUUUCUUGCCAUUUACUACAAUAGAAUGAAAUGGGGGGGGGGGGGGGGGGGGGGUGAAAUUACCAUAAUGAGAUUAGCAUAUUUGUCUGGGUACACAUGCCCUGAAGAGACGCAUGCUAGGGAGUGAAGUGUUUUUGUAAGUGUGAUGUGUAGAGUAGCAUCUUCUGCUAAUGUCUGUUUUUGUUGCUAGGAUAUGAAAAUGGUCGAUACCAGGGACAUUUCCCUCUUUGACCUAAGCAGUUCAGCAUUUUAAGCCUGGAAUCUUAUUUGAAGAUUUAUAAGAAUAAUAUUAUUACUUGUCGUUUUCUCUGAGGGUUCCUACUUUGGUUUGGAAAUGUAAUUCAGUAUGUAUAUGUAUACAUAAACGUAUAAUUUUGGUUA